UCAUAACCCACUUUUAAGAUAAGACCCCACUUUUAAGAUAAGACCAGUUGCAGACCUCUGAUAGAGAGCAAGGCAGUGCCUUUUUAUUGUCAUUAGAACGGAUAAGAAUUGAAAGAAGAAAUAUGGCAAGUUCUGCUAAUCAGAUUAUACUUUGCAAAGCUGCUGUUUCAUGGGAAGCAGGGAAGCCACUGGUGAUAGAAGAAGUAGAGGUGGCACCCCCACAGGCCAUGGAGGUCCGCAUCAAGAUCCUUUAUACAGCUAUUUGCCACUCUGACAUCUACUUCUGGGAGGCCAAGGGACAGAGUCCUUUGUUUCCUAGAAUUUUUGGUCAUGAGGCUGGAGGGAUUGUGGAGAGUGUUGGUGAGGGUGUGACAGAACUCAAACCAGGCGAUCAUGUCCUCCCUAUAUUCACAGGGGAAUGCAAGGAUUGUGCACAUUGCAAAUCAGAACAGAGCAAUAUGUGUGAACUCCUCAGGGUCAAUCCAGACAGAGGUGUGAUGAUUGAAGAUGGAAAAUCAAGAUUUUCCAUCAAGGGCAAGCCCAUUUACCAUUUUGUUGGGACUUCCACUUUCAGUGAGUACACUGUGGUUCAUUCUGGCUGUGUAGCCAAGAUCAACCCUUCAGCUCCUCUUGACACAGUCUUCCUUCUCAGUUGCGGAUUUUGCACAGGUACAGAAAUUAUAAGAACUUGUAAACCAGUGUGUAUCUGUAAUGAGUUGAAAUUAGAUUUUUGGUUUUUGUUUCAAGGCUUUGGCGCUGCUGUUAAUGUUGCUAAACCUCCAAAGGGCUCAACAGUGGCUGUCUUUGGAUUAGGAGCUGUAGGCCUUGCUGCUGCUGAAGGGGCCAAGUUUUCUGGGGCUUCCAGGAUUAUUGGCGUUGAUGUGAACCCUAAUAGAUUGGAACAAGCAAAGAAGUUUGGCGUAACCGAGUUUGUGAAUCCAAAAGAUCACAACAAGCCAGUUCAAGAGGUACUUGUUGAAAUGACAAAUGGAGGUGUAGACACAAGCAUAGAAUGCACAGGAAAUAUUCAGGCCAUGAUUUCAGCAUUUGAAAGUGUCCAUGAUGGCUGGGGGGUGGCUGUUCUUGUGGGGUUUCCUGGCAAAGAUGAUGUCUUCAAGACUCAUCCCCUCAAUUUCUUGACAGAAAGGACUCUCAAGGGUACUUUCUAUGGGAACUUCAAGCCCCGGACUGACAUCCCUUUACUUGUGGAGAAGUACAUGAACAAGGAGAUCGAACUUGAAAAGUUCAUCACUCAUUCAGUACCAUUCUCAGAGAUCAACACAGCUUUUGAUUUAAUGCUUAAAGGAGAAGGCAUUCGAUGUCUCAUUCGAAUGGAGGAGUAGACUAGAUGGCUUCAAGCAUCUCAGUCAGUCUCCUUUAUGAUAAGAAAAAAUAAUUAAAAUGAACAAUAAAAGGUUGUUGUAGUUGUAGCCUCUAUAAGGCCAACAUUCCUGUGUCAAAUAACAAAACUUGUUGGAAACAUCAGAGUUCUCCAUUUCUAGUUUUGCAAAUGUAAGUUCAAGUUUGGUUCUUGCUGUAAAUUUUAAAACCUUUUAAGGAGAAGGAGAUAAGAUUGAGCUUGUAA
Messenger RNA from Hevea brasiliensis (rubber tree), 1585 nucleotides. RefSeq names its product alcohol dehydrogenase 2-like. Bases 123 to 1343 code for a protein of 406 amino acids. The transcript is spliced from 9 exons. Gene Ontology annotation, molecular function: zinc ion binding; S-(hydroxymethyl)glutathione dehydrogenase [NAD(P)+] activity. NCBI's taxonomy places the organism in Eukaryota, Viridiplantae, Streptophyta, Magnoliopsida, Malpighiales, Euphorbiaceae. The record is from RefSeq and is a predicted model, not a curated record. Gene Ontology annotation, cellular component: cytosol. Gene Ontology annotation, biological process: formaldehyde catabolic process.